UUAUUUCAUCUUCAUACUACUACUACUACUACUACAUAAACAAUACAUAACAAGAAUAUGGUCAGGGCACCACGUUUCGACAAAUAUGGAAUCAAGAAAGGUAAAUGGAGUGAAGAAGAAGACAACAAGUUACGAGCCUUUGUCGAGAAAUACGGCCACCGUAACUGGCGUCAACUUCCCACUCUUGCCGGUCUAUCUCGAUGUGGGAAAAGUUGUAGGCUACGGUGGAUGAAUUAUCUACGCCCCAACAUGAAAAGUGGGAAUUUUACACAAGAAGAAGAAGAUGUGAUUGUUGACAUACAUAACAAGCUUGGCAACAAGUGGGCAAUUAUGGCUGCCAAAUUGCCGGGAAGAAGUGACAAUGAUAUCAAAAAUUAUUGGCACACACGUCUGAAAAACCGGGUUCCCAAGGAUCGAACUCAUGAUCAAGUGUUCAAAAAUGAACAAAUUGGAAGUUCCAAACCCAACCCUACUACAGGAUUUAGAUCAAACCUCGAACAACUGCAACAACAGGAAGUUGCAGUUCUAGUGGCAGUCUUAUCAUCUAAAUCGCCAUCAUCUUCUUCAACGACUGAACCCUCACCAUGUUGGUCGACUGGCUCAAAUCAUGAUGAUGCAGAUUCAACCAAGAUUAUGCCAUGGUUUUCCGAACCGUCAGAAAGUUUCUGGAACGAGCCAUUUUUACUGGACGACGAUGCCAUCAUAUCAUCAUAUGAUAACAUACUCUCACCAAUGUGGUGUUGAAGGCGAUAAUUAAGUUUGUUAAUAUGUUUGUAUUAUGAACAAAAAGCCAUUGGUAUGAGAGUGUUAUGGGUUAGCAAAACCAGCAAAUAAAGGUCAGGUGUCAACUCUUCCCC
Cynara cardunculus var. scolymus (artichoke) is the source of this 857-nucleotide messenger RNA. RefSeq names its product transcription factor MYB30-like. The transcript is spliced from 3 exons. NCBI's taxonomy places the organism in Eukaryota, Viridiplantae, Streptophyta, Magnoliopsida, Asterales, Asteraceae. Bases 58 to 744 code for a protein of 228 amino acids. The record is from RefSeq and is a predicted model, not a curated record.